AUGAGAUACAAAAUAUUCAUCCUAUUGCUAUUGGUGUUAAUGUCUCUCUAUGUCCAGUAUAGAGAAUACCCUUUCAGCAUAAAGAAACUGCAGAUGACGUAUCAGUGCUGGUCUCUGAAAAACCAACCAGAACUUCAGCUCUCAGAUUGGUUUAAUACCAUAAUGGACUCUACACACAUGAACAUGACAGCUACUAACUGGUCAGCUCCGAUUGUGUGGACCGACACUUACAAUGAAUUAGUCUUGGCAAAUUAUUAUGAAAAGCAUCCAGUUACCGUGGGGUUGAUCGUGUUUGCAGUGGGAAGAUACAUUUUGUACUACCUGGGUCGCUUCCUGGAAUCUGCUGAUAGGUUUUUCAUGGUCAACCAGAAGGUCAUCAUUUACAUCAUGCUGGAUGACUUAUCCUAUAUGCCAUGGAUGGAUCUGAAUCGCCAUCGGACAAUCAAGGUUUUCAGGAUUAAACAAGAGAGGAGGUGGCAAGACAUCAGCAUGAUGCGCAUGAAGAUUAUCAGUGAACACAUCGCAGGUCACAUACAAUAUGAGGUUGACUAUGUCUUCUGCAUGGAUGUGGAUCAGCUAUUCAAAGCCAAGUACGGGCUGGAGACUCUGGGGGACUCUGUUGCUCAGUUACAUGCCUACUGGUACAAGGAGAGUCCAAGCAACUUACCUUAUGAGAGAAACGAGUCAUCAGAAGCUUACAUAGCAGUGGGGGAGGGGGACUUUUAUUAUCACGCUGCUGUUUUUGGAGGAACAACCACUCAAGUUCUCAAGAUUACCAAGGAGUGUGCCAAAGCAAUUAUGAAAGAUAAGAAAAACAACAUUGAAGCAGUUUGGCAUGAUGAGAGCCAUCUAAACAAGUAUUUCUUUCUCCAUAGACCCACUAAACUCUUGUCACCAGAAUACUGCUGGGAUUUAAGUCAGAAUAAGACUCCUGAUAUUAAGACUGUUAAACUCAUUUGGAACUUUAAAAAUUAUAUACUUCUUAGAAAGCACCUGUAA
Molecule: messenger RNA, 999 nt
Organism: Arvicanthis niloticus (Nile rat)
Lineage: Eukaryota; Metazoa; Chordata; Mammalia; Rodentia; Muridae
Product: N-acetyllactosaminide alpha-1,3-galactosyltransferase-like
Biological process (GO): carbohydrate metabolic process
Cellular component (GO): vesicle; membrane; Golgi apparatus
Molecular function (GO): hexosyltransferase activity
Source: RefSeq, a predicted model, not a curated record